This is a messenger RNA of Fusarium proliferatum ET1, 1743 nucleotides long. RefSeq lists its product as uncharacterized. The record is from RefSeq and is a predicted model, not a curated record. NCBI's taxonomy places the organism in Eukaryota, Fungi, Ascomycota, Sordariomycetes, Hypocreales, Nectriaceae. The coding region runs from base 1 to 1743 and encodes 580 amino acids. The transcript is spliced from 5 exons.
AUGUCGCAUGCAUCUGGCCCAUUGCUUUUGGCGCUUCUACCUGCGGUAACUGCGCAUGGCGGUGGUGAAAGUAUGGACAUGGAUAUGGGAAUGGGAAUGGGAAUGGGCCAUGGUGGCAGCACCACGACACAACCGCCCAACAGCCAGGGCUACCCUGAUACCUACUUUGCGCAUACUGAACAUACUGGAGUUAUAUACACACACAUUGCAUUAAUGGUUCUUUCUUGGGUAUUUAUUCUACCAAUUGCCGUCAUGUUCUCACUGGCAAACUCUCGCUUUACACUACCGGCACAAUUUGUUUUCCUAGCUACAAAUUCUCUUGGAGUCCUGGUCGGCGUGAUAUAUAACGCGCAGACCCCAGACCUGUAUCCAAACAAUGCGCACCACAAGAUUGGCUGGAUUGUGACCUGGGUCGUUUGCGCCCAGGUCCUUGUAAGUGCCGUGGGCUGUAUCGCGGGAGCUCUAAGGGGUAAACGAAAGACGUCGAGUAACGACACACAUGCCUUUCUGCCUAUCGCGACGCAAGAGGUCGACUACUCUUCGCACAAUGGCUACCACAAUGCCAGCCCCUACCGCAUGUCCAACGACAGUGGGCGAGGAAUCGAACCAGACACACCCUCGCUUCGAAGCGACUCGGCAUCUACUCUCAAUGGCAUAGAGUCGCCUAUCAACUACCACAGGAAAGAGUACGAGGAUGAUGAUGGCGACCUAGAGGAAUUAUCACUAGCCUCUCCUGAACCUCAGGGAACUUUUGCUCACCACGCCUCUAAGAUCGCUGCUUCGCGAGUAUGGAAGUAUCUCGACCUCGGCCGUUGCAUAGUUGAUCGCAUUAUCCUCCCCUUCGGCUUCGUUGCGCUUGCAACCGGUGUUGUCACUUUUGGUCGUUUCUUUGAGGGUGGCGGAAUCUUCAAUGGAUUGGCGCAUUGGAUUAAGGGCGGUGUUUUCUUCUGGCUAGGUAUCUUCACCCUCGGCCGCUGGACCGGCAGCUUUGGAGAGCUUGGCUGGGCGUGGAAUGUUCGACCAAGGAAGGACUCCCAGAAGUGGCGUCCUUCUGCCGAGUUUGCCGAGAGCUUCUUGAUCUUCUUCUAUGGCGCUACCAAUAUCUUCAUGGAGCACCUCGGGGGUUGGGGAGGAGACUGGACCGCCCAGGACAUGGAGCACAUCUCCAUCACAGUUCUGUUCAUUGGGGGAGGCUUGUGCGGUAUGCUCAUCGAGUCGACACGUAUUCGCCAUCUUCUCAACACAACCGUGGACGAAGUUCAACCCAGGAGCCCCUACACGGCCGAAGAAGCAAACGAACCUGAAGCCCCCGACACAUACGAGCUCUCGCUCAACCCCAUCCCAGCUUUAGUCAUCAUGCUGCUUGGACUCAUGAUGAGCUCCCACACACAGCAUACCAUGAUGUCCAGCAUGGUUCAUAAGCAAUGGGGUGACCUCCUUCUAGGAGCUUCGCUUGCUCGAGGCUUGACAUACCUCAUAAUGUACUUGAAGCCACCCAAGUCCAUUCUCCCAUCACGUCCCCCAACGGAACUCUUGGCUGCUUUCGGACUGAUCGCUGGAGGUAUCAUCUUUAUGGCUAGUAGCACUGAUACUGUCGACGGAAUGAUCCACUACAAACUCGACGUCAUGUUCAUAUACACUGUCACCAUGGGUCUGGUCGCCAUCCUGAUGGCUUGGGUCGUUAUCAUCCUCGCCAUUAAGGGAUGGGCUGUCCGACUCGAACGACGCCGUAAUUCGAAUUAG